Morus notabilis is the source of this 709-nucleotide messenger RNA. RefSeq lists its product as uncharacterized. Lineage: Eukaryota; Viridiplantae; Streptophyta; Magnoliopsida; Rosales; Moraceae. The record is from RefSeq and is a predicted model, not a curated record. The transcript has a single exon. Bases 167 to 541 code for a protein of 124 amino acids.
CGUAAAGCCCCGUCCUUAUCCAAUGAACGACGCAAACCUCUCCGUCUCUUGUUCUUCUUCAAUAUAUAGAUAUAUAUAUAUAUAUGUAUGUAUAUAUUAAAAAAAACACUAAUUGUGAAUCAUAUUGCAUCUUUGUUUGACGACGUAAAAGGCAACAACUACUAUAAUGGGAAACUGUUUGAGGCAUAAAUCGGCGACGGUAUGGGCCGGUGACGACUGGGGUUCUGUGAUUGACGACAACGCUAAAGACACGGAUGGUGGUACGGAGAAGCUGAAGCUUCUAGGUGAAAUGAGAGGUUUUGAUUGGUCGUCUGAUUUCUCUAGUGGUGAGCAUGGUAACAGAGGAAUAGGCGCUAGAGAGAUGAAGAUCAGGGUUUCUAAAAAGGAGAUGGAGAAGCUGGUGGGGAUGCAGGGUUUGUCUGUGGAACAAUUCCUCUCCCAGCUGAUGAUCAACGGUCGUGAUAAUCGUGAUCUUGGCCCUCAGUUGGAGCAUCAACGGUCCUGGAGGCCGGUCCUUCAGAGCAUACCUGAGGAGGACUAGCUUGGUUCUUGAUGAAUAAUGAUCGCCAAAUAUGAUAUAUGUUAUAAUUGAGUGAUUUCAUAAGAUCAGGGUUUUUUUUUUUAUUAUAUAAUUUGUUGGUGUUUAUAAUAUAUAUUGUUAUCUGUAAUUAGUCGGAUCAUGUAAUGUACAUUACCAAAAACAAAAAAA